AAAACCAAAAAAAAUUUCGAAGGAGAGAGAUGGCAUCGGGCGACAUCCAGGGCUUCUACCGGCAAAGGAAGAAGGGCGGCGCCGCCUCCUCCUCCUCCGCCAAGAAGAAAUCCGGCAAGCCCCCGGACGGUGGCGCCACCUUGGGAGCUGACGCGGCCCAGAACCCUUUCCUCAUCUCCCACGGCUCCCCCGAUCUCCAAGAUGAUUAUGGGCCAGAGGAGGAGAAGCUUCGGCAGUUCGAUAUGGACAUGAGGUACGGGCCCUGCCUCGGCCUCACUCGUCUCCAGCGCUGGGAGCGCGCCGCCGCCAUGGGUCUCCACCCGCCACCGGAUCUCGGCGAACUCCUCCGCCACGUGUGGCAGGACGAGCUCCGCCGCCGCUCGGCGGAGCCAAAGACUAAGCCAAACCCCGCGCUGGAGUGCCUCUGGGAGGGCCGAGUCUAGAAGAAACAAAUCACCCAAUCUUUAUUCUACGACCAAGAAAAGGUACUCUUUUGAGCUUAGUUAUCGGAGGCAAACAAAAAUUUGGUGGUGAAAAAGAUAGUUACAGCCUCCUGCUUGUUUUUUUUUUUUUUUUUGUGUAUAAAAGGUUUUCGACUACUAGUUAUGACGUUUCGUUGAUUUCAAGUGUCGAAAUUUAUGGUUUUUCCUAUAUUGUGGUAUGCUCCUGUUGUUUGUGAAUUAAGGUUAUCAGUUAUAACGAAUACUUUUUCUUAUA
Messenger RNA from Phoenix dactylifera (date palm), 717 nucleotides. RefSeq lists its product as uncharacterized. NCBI's taxonomy places the organism in Eukaryota, Viridiplantae, Streptophyta, Magnoliopsida, Arecales, Arecaceae. Gene Ontology annotation, cellular component: delta DNA polymerase complex. Gene Ontology annotation, biological process: DNA synthesis involved in DNA repair; DNA-templated DNA replication. Gene Ontology annotation, molecular function: DNA-directed DNA polymerase activity. The record is from RefSeq and is a predicted model, not a curated record.